CAAGAUUUUUUUCAUAUGCGACCAUGUGGGGUUUCCCAAUACACAUAAAAGCAUCGUGAAGUCGUGUUUCUCUUUUCAUGUAAACCAAAGUUGUCAUAUAUAUAUCAUCCUCCACUCCUUUUGAUCUCUCUACGUGUGUGUGUGUAUUGGAAACAUUAUAAUAUCAAGAGAAAGUAUGGCUGUUGUUCAUCAGAAUGAAGAAGAAGAAGAAGAAACUAUAUUCGAAAAGACGAAGAAUAUGGGUGUUGUUCCAACCACACUUGCCACCUUUGAAUCAUUAACCUUUCCACUUGUUCAAGAAGUUGUUCUUUUAGCCGAUUUUCAGUGUAAAAGAUGCCAAGAUAGAGUAGCUGACAUACUCUCCAGAUUGAAUGGUGAGGCGGAGUCGGUGGAGUUUAGCUUGACGGAAAAAAAAGUAACGGUCACCCUGAAUCGUCGACAUGAUCCAAGAACAGCGAAAAUGCCUGAAAACGAACUUCAAAAUAAUGGAAUUUACAAAAACAACCCUAGUAACAAAUUUUCUUUAGUCAAAAGGAUGUUUAGCUCUUCUUCAAGUUGAUUUUGUUAUUUUGGCCUACCACAUAUACGGAAACAGAAAUUGUUGUAUAAUAUGGAAUGUACAUGUCAAAGUCAUUUUAUAUACAAUUAUACAUGUACAUAUUGAUGAUUUUAUUGAUUAUUUUCUUUUUAUUCGUGUAAA
This is a messenger RNA of Lactuca sativa (garden lettuce), 700 nucleotides long. RefSeq lists its product as uncharacterized. Lineage: Eukaryota; Viridiplantae; Streptophyta; Magnoliopsida; Asterales; Asteraceae. The record is from RefSeq and is a predicted model, not a curated record. Gene Ontology annotation, molecular function: metal ion binding.